Messenger RNA from Scatophagus argus, 1564 nucleotides. Its product is annotated as glyoxal reductase-like. Bases 253 to 1122 code for a protein of 289 amino acids. The record is from RefSeq and is a predicted model, not a curated record. The transcript is spliced from 6 exons. Gene Ontology annotation, molecular function: oxidoreductase activity. Lineage: Eukaryota; Metazoa; Chordata; Actinopteri; Scatophagidae.
AGCCAUGAGUACGGUAGUUGUUAACUUUUCUCUGUUCAACAGUUAAGUUUCGGAAGGUUGUGCUUGCCUUUGUUAAAAUCGCGCAGUUACUUCUCAGUGACACAUUUCCUUUAGUAUGUGAAUACGCGACAGUAUGUGUCCUAUUUAUGCACGUUAACUCGUCUACUUUAAAAGAAUUCAGCUGAAGGAACCGGAAAGUGUUGGGUAGGUCAAAUAGUCCAAACAGGGCACAAAGAAGAAGAAUCAGAUCAGAUGUCGUCCUCCGUGACUCCUUCUGUCCUCUUAAAUACUGGGGUUAAGAUGCCCCUCCUGGGUUUGGGGACCUACAAGUUGUUGGCUCCUGAAGAAGUGUACCAGGCAGUGGACGCAGCGCUGGCUGCAGGUUAUCGGGCGUUUGACAGUGCAGCUGUCUACCGGAAUGAAGCUGACUUGGGUCGAUCCCUGAAGGAGCUCCUGCCCAAACAUGGCUUAACCAGAGAGGAUGUAUUCAUAACCAGUAAACUGGGCCCCAAGGAUCAGGGUGAGAGGGCCAUGGAAGGAGCCCUCCACAGCCUAUCUCAGUUGGACUUGGGUUACAUUGACCUCUACCUGAUCCACUGGCCUGGCACACAGGGUCUGUUAGUGUCUGACCAACGCAACCCAGGCAAUCGAGCUCAGAGUUGGGCCUCACUGGAGGAGCUGCAUGCUCAGGGGAAGCUGAGGGCUAUAGGGGUGUCCAACUACACAGCAGCACACAUGAGAGAACUGAUGCAGAGCUGCAAAAUCCCUCCUGCAUUGCUACAGGUAGAGUUUCACCCACAGCUGUGUCAGAGAGACCUGAGGAGUGUGUGUGAGGAGUAUGGAGUGUGUUUUCAAGCCUAUUCCUCCUUAGGGAAAGGAGAGCUGGUCACUGACCCAGUAGUCAUGGAGGUGGCAAACAACUGUGGACGCACACCUGCACAGGUCCUGUUGCGCUGGGCUGUGCAGCAGGGCAUCCCGGUGCUUCCCAAGUCCUCAAAUCCAGACAGAAUAAAGGACAAUGCCAGAAUUUUUGACUUUACACUUAGUGACAUAGACAUGGACAGAUUGUCAGCUUUGGACUGUGGACAUAAGUACUGCUGGGAUCCAUCAGAAGUGGCUUGAUGGAGCACUCGUGGAACAAACGCUGAUGCCUCUUUAAUGAGUGCUGCUGUGGCUCUGACUGGCAAUAAGGUAGCGAUGGGAAACCUCUACGAGAAAAAGUGGGAGAUUAAAUUGGAGAUUAAACAUAGAGCGCAGUAAAUUAAUUUUUUCUGGGUUGCCAGAGAAUUGUAUGAGAAUAAUGGAUUAAGGGUUUGGAAGAUAUGAGAGUUCUAAGUAAUAUUUUGGAAAACGCUGGCCAAUAAGUUGUCCUGCUGAUUGGUACCCAUACGCCAUUGAAGACAGAACUUUUUUUUCAGUUGUGUCAUUGUAAAAGCAGUUCCAUACUCUUUGUUGCCCUGUACUCUUCUUAAAACAUAGUCUUACAAAAUGAUCUUAUGGCUUUUGUGUUGUAACCAUCCCAUUAUAAUUGUAUACAAAUUAAAAUGCCCACUUUAAAACCGCU